Messenger RNA from Parascedosporium putredinis, 2169 nucleotides. The record is from the annotation of a GenBank genome assembly. NCBI's taxonomy places the organism in Eukaryota, Fungi, Ascomycota, Sordariomycetes, Microascales, Microascaceae.
AUGUCUGGCGCUCAAAUGCAGCUCGAGGACUGGUUGGAUGACCUCUGCGUCCGCUUCAUAAUAAACCUGCCCCAGGAGGACCUUUCGUCCGUGCCGAGAAUAUGUUUUCAGGUGGAGGAAGCCCAGUGGUUCUACGAAGAUUUCAUCCGCCCCUUAAACCCGACGCUGCCUUCCAUGUCCCUCCGGACGUUUUGCCUACGGAUAUUCCAGCACUGCCCGCUGCUCACCACCUUCCCCGUCGGCGCUCACAUUCAAGCUUUUGAAGAGUUUUGCAGUACAAGACCCGUAUCCCGUUUUCCCCGAGGCAAGAUCAACAAGGACGAGGAUGAUCUCGACUGCGCCAUCCGCGAGGUAUACGAGGAGACGGGGUUCGAUAUCCGCGAGGCGGGUCUGGUUGCGUCGCAAAAGGAGACCAAGUUUAUUGAGGUGACGAUGCGCGAUCAGCAGAUCCGCCUUUACGUCUUCAGGGACGUCCCCAUGGACACCCAGUUCCAGCCUCGGACCAGGAAGGAGAUUAGCAAGAUCCAGUGGUAUAAGCUAUCGGACCUCCCCGCCUUUCGGAAGAAGGGCCACGGAAGCCACACCGACGCGGGAAAUGCCGCGAACAACGCCAACAAAUUCUACAUGGUGGCGCCGUUCCUCGUCCCCUUGAAGAAGUGGAUCGUCCAGCAGCAAAAGAGCGGCCACCGGGCUCGCAAUGACGCCUACACCAUCCCCGAUUCCGUGCCCGAAGAGACGGCGACCGAAGACGAUACUUGGGCGCAGCCGCACGACGCCCAUCGCGGACCCGACCUCGAUGCCCUCGCGGGCGCCACCCGCGAGCUGCAAAGGCUGCUAAAGAUGCAGCCACCUACGCAGGGACUGCAGCGGGCGCCGAGCCAGCCAUCCCCGAACAAGACAAGGGCGGCGCCCUCCUCGCCCUUCUCCACCACGCAGCCCUCACCACCACCCGGCCCAGCACCCUCCCCUCGCGAGCCAGGAAUACCCUCCCCGGUGUUCAGCUUGCACCAGCAGGCCCCGACACACUGGGGCGGGACCCCGGAUCAAUACGCGAAUGCGCACCCGGGGAGCUACCCACCAGUACAAUACGGCGAACAGCAGCCGAACUACCUGCCGCCCCAGCCCCAGCCUCAGCCUCAGCCGCAACCUCCGCUCGUCCAUCCGCAGCCCCUCCCUCCCCAUGUGCAGAAGACUGGUGUGCUGAACUACACGACCCCGUCGCCCAAUACCCGAUUAAACGGGCCAAUGCGGCAAGGCCAGCACUACGGCGCACCCCAGCAGCCACAGUACCCCGGCUACCCGACGGCGAUCCUCAAGCCUCAGGGCGGUCCUCUGACCGAUCACUCCAAAGCUCUACUCAGCGCUUUCAAAACGCAGACCAGCGCUUCGCACGAUGCCCACGCCCACGUGCCCGAUGGCCACAACGCACCGCCGUAUCCCAGUUCCGAUAACGAAAUGGCCAGGGCACCCGACGGCUAUAACAUUGCGCAGCCAUACCAAGCCGCGCCAGUGCAGCAGCAGAUACCUGCGUCCAUGUACUCGUCGCACCAAUCCGCCCCCAGCACUUCUUCCCGGCCUCCAGGCCAAGGCACCGAAAAGCACCGCUCGGCGCUUCUCGACAUGUUCAAGCGCGCGGAUCCAAACGCCUCGCCUCGGUCUGCCAACUUUGGCCGCCCCGCCUCCGGCUCCGGCUCCGGCUCCAAUAGCAAGCCGGGCUCUAUCGACCAGCCCGGCAGCCCCGGCUCGAAGCCAUACCAUUCCCCUCGCGCCCGCGUCCACGAACACGCGGCCCCGCGCGUCCCCAGCAGCGGCUCCUCGCAGCCCCUCAUGCAGCUCCUGCGUCGGCAGGAGCAGCCGUCGCCGAAAACGCAGCAGCCCAUCCCCGCCCCUUCGUACUCGGCCUACUACGACCCCGCGAAAGCGGUCCCUGCCGGCUUGUCGAGCCCGCCGGCGCCGACCACCUUCCCCGCCCCCCGUCGGCGCUGGCAAGCGCCCUCGAUGGACUACCGCGCCGGGUCGAUGGCCUCGGGCGCGGGUUUCGCCGCCUCGGCGGCGUCCAACAUGCACGAGUCCGAUUCGCGACGGGGUAGCCAGACGCCCAUCUCGCCCGCUGACCGGAGCUUCUUGCUGGGGUAUCUGCAGUCCGCCACUCAUCAGGCGGGCCAUUAG